AACUAUAGCAACAACAGAGAUGACCACGCCUAAUGAACCAAAGACUACUGUAAAUAUAGUUUCAACUGGUCUAUCCACAGAAAAUGUUGCAACAUCAAGCACUUAUCCAUCAACUACAUUUAAACCAAUAGCAAUAUCAACAGCAGUAUUGGACCAAACAACACUUGUGGUCACUUCUCCAACAACUGAAACAACCUUCACUACAGACACGUCAGAGAUUACCACACCAAAUACCCCAACAAGUACAGCUCUGUUGGAGUCAUCCAGGACAACAGAAAAUGUUGCAACAUCAACUGCAGCUGCAUCAACAACAUUUGAACCUUUGGAAACAACACCUGCAGUAUUCGACCAAACAACAGUAGUAGUCACUUAUCCAACAACAGUUGAAACCACAUCAACAGCUGAAGCCACAUCAACUGUGGGUACAUCAAAGCUUACCACAACUAAUAUGCAAACAAGCACAGCUAAGUUAGCAACAUCCACUACAACAAAAGAAGAUGUUGCUUCUUCAACCACUGUUGUAUCAACCACCUUUAAACCUGUAGUGACAACAACUGAAACAUUUGAUCAGACAACAACUAAAACAUUUGACCAAACAACAAAUUUAAUCGCAUCACCAACAACUGCUGCCACAUCAACCGCAUUUGAACCAUUAGAGACAAAGACUACAGUAUUUGACCAAACAACGGUUUCAGCAAGUUCCCCAACAACAGCUGAAGCUACUUUUACUAGGGAAACAUCAAAGUUGACCUCAGCUUAUACAUCAACAAGCACAGCUAAAUUAGACAUAGUUUCUACAUCAGAGGAAAAUGUUCUUACGUCAACCAUUGCUGCAUCUACUACACCUAUGCCUUCCAAAAUAACAACUAAACCUUUUGGCCAAUCAACACUUGGAGUCAGUUCUACAAAAGCAGCUGAAGAGUCUACAACAACGGUAACAACAGAGAUUGCUACACUUAACACACCAAUAGGCACAGCUAUGUUGGGAUCAACCACGAAAACAACAGAAAAUGUUGCCACAUCAACUCCUGCUGCAUCAACCAGAUUUGAACAUUUGGAAACAACAACUACAAUAUUUGACUCAACAACAGUGAUGGUCACUUCUCCAACAACAGCUGAAGCUACAUCAACUAUAGCAACAACAGAGAUGACCACACCUAAUGAACCUAAAACUACUGUAAAUAUAGUUUCAACUGGUCUAUCCACAGAAAAUGUUGCAACAUCAAGCACUUAUCCAUCAACUACAUUUAAACCAAUAGCAAUAUCAACAGCAGUAUUGGACCAAACAACACUUGUGGUCACUUCUCCAACAACUGAAACAACCUUCACUACAGACACGUCAGAGAUUACCACACCAAAUACCCCAACAAGUACAGCUCUGUUGGAGUCAUCCAGGACAACAGAAAAUGUUGCAACAUCAACUGCAGCUGCAUCAACAACAUUUAAACCUUUGGAAACAACAUCUGCAGUAUUCGACCAAACCACAGUAGUAGUCACUUAUCCAACAACAGUUGAAACCACAUCAACAGCUGAAACCACAUCAAUUGUGGGUACAUCAAAGCUUACCACAACUAAUGUGCCAACAAGCACAGCUAAGUUAGCAACAUCCACUACAACAAAAGAAGAUGUUGCUUCUUCAACCACUGUUGUAUCAACCACUUCUAAACCUGUAGUGACAACAACUGACACAUUUGAUCAGACAACAACUAAAACAUUUGACCAAACGACAAAUUUAAUCGCAUCACCAACAACCGCUGCCACAUCAACCGCAUUUGAACCUUUAGAGACAAAGACUACAGUAUCUGACCAAACAACGGUUUCAGCAAGUUCCCCAACAACAGCUGAAGCUCCUACAACUAUUGGCACAUCAAAGUUUCCCACAACUAAUAUACCAACAAGCACAGCUGAAUUAGCAACAUCCGCUACAACAAAAGAUGUUGUUAAAUCAACCACUGCUGUAUCAACUACAUUUCAGCCUGUAGAAACAACAACGGAUGUAUUUGGCCAAUCGACACUUGGAGACACCUCUAAAACAACAGCUGAAGAUUCCUCAACUACAGUAACAACAGAGGUUACCACACCAACUACACAACCAGGUACAGCUUUGUUGGAAUCAUUCAUCACAACAACAGAAAAUCUUCCCACAUCAACUGCUGCUGCAUCAACCACAUUUGAACCUGUAGAAACAUCAAAACUUGUAAUCAGUUCCGCAACAACAGCUGAAGACACUCCAACUACAGUAACAUCAGACAUUACCACAAUUUAUACAUCAAGAACAGCUUCAUCUGCAUUAUCUACUCCAAAAGCAGAAGUUGGUACCACAUCAACAACUACUGCAUCAACCACUUUCAGACCAACACAAACAAAAACCAAUUCAUUUGACCAAACCACAGCUGCAGACACUUCAGCAACAGCUACUUCAAAUACAGCGACAUCAGUGACAACAACACCCUAUGAAUCAUCAAGGAAAGCUACACUACAUUCAUCAACAACAGAACAUGUUGCAACCUUGAGCACCCCUACAUCAACUACAUUUCAACAGGCAAAAACAUCCACUGCAGCUGCAUCAACAACAUUUAAACCUUUGGACACAACACCUACAGUAUUUGACCAAACAACAGCUGUCGUCACUCCACCAGUAACAGUUAAGUCCACCUUUAUUACAACAACAUCUCGUGGAAGCACAACAAAACUAACAACUGAAGCAACAAAAACUACAUCUAGUUUCACAACCGGAGCUCAGCAUCCAACAACCACUGUUGUGACAUCUUUGACAAACCCUGCACCAUUACCAACAACCCCUGCAUCAACAACUCUGUUGACCUCCACUGCCACAUCAGCAACAACAACUUCUACAAAAGCAGUGAAUAUAAAGAGAAAAAGAAUCACCUUCAGAUCUGAUGGAGAGACAUUCACAGAUGAUUUGCUGGAUCCAUCAUCAAAAGCCUUUAAAGAUCGGGCCUAUCUGAUCAAAAUCACACUUGAGCCAUUCCUUAGACGGGCCUUCGACUCAUUCAUCUACUUAACAGUGAAAUUAUUCAGAAAGGGAUCGAUUGUCAACACCAUGGAAGUGGGUUUUGCUUCAACAUCUGUUCCAAACAACACAGAUGUCACUCAAGUUCUAAUGAAUGCAGCAUCAAAUAUAACAGCAUUCAACAUUACCAAUGACUCUAUUGUUGUGGAGGAUGAAUUUAUUAUAUCUUCAACCACACCGACCCCAGCAGAGACAACACACAUUAUGACUUCUAAUUUACCUUUAACAACAUUACAAGACAAGGCAACAUUUCCCCAAACAACAGUUUUAUUCACUACACCAAACAAUGUCAAAGAUACCACAGCUACAACAUCAGAGUUUACUACAUCCUAUACACAGAAGAGCACAACUGCAUUAGCUGCAUCCGCUCCUACAACAGAAGAUGCUUCCACAUCAACCACUGUUUCAUCAACCACACAAACAUCUUUAGAAAGGACACCUACAAUAUUUACCCAAACAACUGCUUUAGCCAGUUCUCCAAACAGAGCAGAAGAUACCACAACUACAACUUUAGAGGUUACUACAUCAAAUACACCAACAACAGCCGCUUCAUCUGCUCCAACAACAGCUUAUAAUACUGCUUCAUCUACUGCUUCAUCAACCACACUUAAAUCUAUAGAAAGAACAACAACAUUAGCUUCAUCUGUACAAACGGUAAAAGAUAUUGCGACAUCAACUAUUGCUGAAUUAACCACUCAAACAUCUGCAAGAACAUCAGCAACAUUUGACCAAAAAAGCACUGCUACAUUUACUUCAUCUGCUCCAACAACAGAAUAUGUUACCACAUCACCUACUUCUUCACCAACCACUCUUGAACCCACAGAAAAGACUACUGUAAUAUUGAAUGAAACAACUAUUGCAGUCACUUCUUCAUUGACAGCUGAAACUUUCACAUAUCCAGCAACAACAAAGAUUACCACACCUAAUACAUCAACAACGACUGCUACAUUAACUUCAUCUGCUCCAACAAUGGAAAAUUUUCCCACAUCAACUACUGCAGCAUCAACAACACAAACACCUAUAGAAAGAGCAUCUCCGAUGUUGACCCAAACAACUGUUGUAGCCACUUCUCCAAACAGAACUGAAGAUACCAUAACUACAACAUCAGAGGUUACUACAUCUACCACACCAACCAUGCCAGCUACUUUAGCUUCAUCUGCCCCAACAGCUUAUGUUACCACUUCAUCUACUGCUUCAUCAACCACACUUAGACCUACAGAAAGAACAACCCUAACUGUUGCAGUCACUUCUUUAUCAACAGCUGAAACGUCCGCAUUUACAGCAACAAAGAUUACCACACUGAACACACAAACAACCACAGCUACAUUGGCUUCAUCAGUAUCAACAAUGGAAAAUGUUGCCACAUCAACUACUGCUCCCUCAGUCACACUAACACCUAUAGAAAGGACAUCUGCAAUAACAACCCAAACAACAGAAGCAAUCACUUCGCCAAGCAGAGCUGAAGGUACUACAACAGAAACGUCAGAGUUUAUUACAUCUAAACCAACAAGCACCGCUACAUUAGCUUCAUCUGCUCCAACAACAGCCACUAUUCAACCUACACAAAGAACAAGUGAAAUACUGAAAGAAACAACUGUUACCCUAACUUCCUCAUCGACAGGUAAAACGUCCACAUAUCCAGCAACAACAAAGAUUACCACACUUAAUACACCAACAAACACGGCCACAUUAACUUCAUCUGCACCAACAACAGAAAAUGUCGCCACAUCAGCUACUCUUGCAUCAACCACAUUAACACCUAUACAUGGGACAUCUGCAAUAAUAAACCAAACAACAGAGGCAGUCACUUCACCAGACAAAGCUGAAGAUACCACAACUACAUCAGAGUUUACUACAUCUAGCACAGCACCAAGCACAGCUACAUUGGCUUCCUCUGCUAUAACAACAUCUUAUGUUACCACAUCGUCUACUGCUUCAUCAACCACUCUUAAACCUACAGAAAGAACAACCCUAAAUGUGAAUGAAACAACUGUUGCAGUCACUUCUUUACCAACAGCUGAAACGUCCGCAUUAACAGUAACAAAGAUUACCACACCGAACACACAAAUAACCACAGCUACAUUGGCUUCAUCUGUAUCAACAAUGGAAAAUGUUGUCACAUCAACUACUGCUCCCUCAAUCACACUAACACCUAUAGAAAGGACAUCUGCAAUAACAACCCAAACAACAGAAGCAAUCACUUCGCCAAGCAGAGCUGAAGGUACUACAACAGAAACGUCAGAGUUUAUUACAUCUAAACCAUCAAGCACCGCUACAUUAGCUUCAUCUGCUCCAACAACAGCCACUAUUCAACCUACACAAAGAACAAGUGAAAUACUGAAAGAAACAACUGUUACCCUAACUUCCUCAUCGACAGGUAAAACUUCCACAUAUCCAGCAACAACAAAGAUUACCACACUUAAUACACCAACAAACACGGCCACAUUAACUUCAUUUAUACCAACAACAGAAAAUGUCGCCACAUCAGCUACUCCUGCAUCAACCACAUUAACACCUAUACAUGGGACAUCUGCAAUAAUAAACCAAACAACAGAGGCAGUCACUUCACCAGACAGAGCUGAAGAUACCACAACUACAUCAGAGUUUACUACAUCUAGCACAGCACCAAGCACAGCUACAUUGGCUUCCUCUGCUAUAACAACAUCUUAUGUUACCACAUCGUCUACUGCUUCAUCAACCACUCUUAAACCUACAGAAAGAACAACCCUAAUAGUGAAUGAAACAACUGUUGCAGUCACUUCUUCACCAACAGCUGAAACAUCCUCAUUUACAGCAACAACAAAGAUUACCCCAUCUAAAACACUUUCAAGCACAGCUACAUUAGUGUCAUCUGCCCCAACAAAAGAAAGUAUUACCACUGUUGCAUCAACAAAAAUAACACCUAUAGAUAGGACAUCUGGACUAUUUGAACAAACAACAGGAAUAGUCACUUCGCCAAACAAAGCUGAAGAUACCACAACUAUAACAUCACAAUUUACUACAUCUACCACACCAACAACCACAGCUACAUUGGCUUCAUCUGCUGUAACAACAGAAUAUGUUACCACAUCGUCUACUGCUUCAUCAACCACUCUUAAACCUACAGAAAGAACAGCUGCAAUAUUGGAUGAAACAACUGUUGCAGUCACUUCUUUACCAACAGCUGAAACGUCAUUAUUUACAGCAACAACAAAGAUUACCACAUCUAAAACACUUACAGGCACAUCUACAUUAGUGUCAUCUGCCCCAACAAAAGAAAGUAUUACCACUGUUGCAUCAACCACAUUAACACCCAUAGAAAGGACAUCUGCAAGAUUUGAACAAACAACAGGAAUAGUCACUUCACCAAACAAAGCUGAAGAUACCACAACUACAACAUCAGAAUUUACUACAUCUAGCACACCACCAAGCACAUCUACAUUAGCUUCAUCUGCUUCAACAACAGAAUAUGUUACCACAUCAUCUACUCCUUCAUCAACCACUCUUAAACCUACAGAAAGAACAACUGUGACAGUGAAUGAAACAACUGUUGCAGUCACUUCUUUACCAACAGCUGUAACGUCAUCAUUUACAGCAACAACAAAGAUUACCACACCCCAUACACAAACAACCACAGCUACAUUAGCUUCAUCUGUACCAACAGUGGAAAAUGUUGUCACACCAACUACUGCAGCAUCAACCACACUAACACACCUUGAGCCAUUUUACCAACGGGCAUUCACUUCGUUCAUCUCUAUAACUGUGAUUUUAUUCAGACGCUGCAUUUUCAACAGCAACACCCCAAGCAGACACGACCAGUGUGUCAACUAUUGUACCUGGGACAACCAUACCUCUGCCUCCAAGUACAGGCACGGUCAAGGCUUCAACAGAAUAUACCCAAAUAACAACUUAUUCAGUGACAACAAAUGA
Messenger RNA from Oryzias melastigma (Indian medaka), 6943 nucleotides. Its product is annotated as mucin-2-like. Lineage: Eukaryota; Metazoa; Chordata; Actinopteri; Beloniformes; Adrianichthyidae. The coding region runs from base 20 to 6943 and encodes 2307 amino acids. The transcript has 6 exons. The record is from RefSeq and is a predicted model, not a curated record.